This is a messenger RNA of Triticum aestivum (bread wheat), 3149 nucleotides long. RefSeq lists its product as uncharacterized. The coding region runs from base 22 to 2874 and encodes 950 amino acids. Lineage: Eukaryota; Viridiplantae; Streptophyta; Magnoliopsida; Poales; Poaceae. The transcript has 5 exons. The record is from RefSeq and is a predicted model, not a curated record.
UGGUCACCCAAGCUAGAAACCAUGGUGGAUUCCCCCGCUGCUCAUGAGAAGGUGGAGCCGGCGACCUCGCUGCCCGAGGAAUGUCUCAACGUCGCUAUUCUCUGCAAGGCCUUCGUUUCCAAGGUGAUGAAUGGCCUGGGGGCGCUGGCGACCAUUUGGGCGACUGUUGUCCUGCUCGGUGGAUUCGCAGUCCUCAUAAAAAAGCAGGACUUUUGGUACGUCACCAUCGUCGCUCUCGUCGAAUCAAUCGGGAUCUUGGGUGGUCACGAGGAUCCCACAUACCAAAUUUUCAUACGCACACCAGGAUUGCUGCUAGAGGCUAAGAAGGCUGCCGAGCAGGAGCGACAACUCGGUUGGUGGAGAAGAAGAAGAAUCCAUCGUCAUCAUCAACAACAAUCUGGAAGAGCAAGAAGAGAUAGGCUGCAGGGUAGAAUAAAACCCAAACGUUACGAGGAGCUGAAGAUGUACAAAGGCUUGGUGGGGAUGGUCGUCCUUGUCGCCCUGCGGCUGACUGAGAUUGCCGCCAUCGCCACAUGCAUUGUCAUCUCCUCGAGGCGUCUCAAGAGGCAGGACUACGUGGACCCCAAGGACAAGUACGCGGCAGACCACCAGAACAUCAAGCUGUCCCUGAACAUCUUCUACGGGCUGGUGCUCGCCCAGAGCAUCAUCUUCAUCGUCGUGCGGCUGAACCUGGAUUCAUUAUUAGGUUUCCGCGUCAGAUUCUCAUACAGAUUAUUUGGGCCGUCGGGCACAGAAAUAAUGUACCGCUACCUCAGUGACAACUACCUGGAGUUGAUCGCUGGGAAUGUGCGCGCCACCUUCAAGAUGAACCUCAUCACAUUCGCCAAGAAGUUGGUGUUGUCCGACUCCGGCGUCGACGACAAGUUAGUUGGGAUCCGAGCCAUGGACCGCAUCCUCAGAUCAGUGAAGUACAACACCCUGGCCCUCAGGGAGCUUCAAGCUUCCCUUGACGCCGACGCUAUGGGGAAGCUGAUCCAGGUGCUAGGCUUGGUUAGGACACCAGAGGAGAAGGAAAUGAGAGGCCACGCUGCCAGAGUAGUUCUAAAGCUAGCUCCAGAUAUUCCGGUUGACAAUUGUCCUCGAGCUAUGUCUCUCAUCUCUUCUUCCCUGCUCGAGACGGCUGGUAACAUGGAUGUGGACCUCGUCUGGUUCGGCUUGCGGAUCCUAGACAAGCUCACAGACAUCCAACAAAACUGUUGGCGGGCCAAGGACCUCAGUGAUCUACUGCCCAAGAUCAUAGACCUCACCAACCUCAACCAGGGCGGUCACAGGCACGGCAGCAGCAGCAGCAUCUCUGACGCUUGGAUUGAACAAGAGAUUAUUCCUCUGCUUCAAAGAGAAGAGGACAUCCCUCCCACUGCCACACAGAAGAUUGACCAACAGAUUAUUGUUGGCAUGUCACUCAAAAUCUUGAGCAAGCUGGUUGCCACACCUGGUCAUGUCGGGGAGGAGCUCAGGGAAAAAACCUCAGAAUGUAUACACCUCCUGGCCGGGACAAUCUUGGAGCAUGUGGGAGCAGCGAGAGUCAUAGCAUGCCUAGCACUGGACAAAAGGGGAAAGCAAGAGAUUGGGAGAUCACCUGAGAUCAUAAGGAAGCUGAAGGAGUGUCUCCUCUCCAAGGCGCCGCUGGUAGACACCACCAAAGUGGCUGCCAACUUAUUGCUUCUCGAGUACACCACCAGGGAGCAGCUGAAUCAGAUUAAAUUGUCCAUCGAGGAGAAGAAUGUUCUGCUGCAAGAUCCAAGCUUGUCUGUACCGACGACGGUCUUAAUAGAAGCACUUGACCUGGGUCAGGUUAUGUCGCCAUGGGUGCAGUCCAUAGUCGUGCAAGAUCUUGAUCUAGAUGAUCUGCUUUCAGCAAAGCAGGCAAACCUCUGCGAGGAGGCCGCCAAAGCACUAGUUGUGCUAACCAGUGGGUGCAAGACAAAUGCCACGGUGCAACCCAAUGGGUGCAACACAAAUGCUGCAGUGCUAACCAGUGGGUGCGAGACAAAUGUCGUCCUACAAGAGAUCACCGUGCAAGAGAUGGAGACCAUAGUGAGGAUGAUCUUCCCAAAGCCAGAGGACCUUGAGCGAGAGGAGACGAGGAGGAUGCAGGCCGCCACCAGAUUACAAGAACGCAAUCUACACCAAGAAACGUUGCAGGUAGUCAAGAAGAUAAUCUACGCGGAGGGUGGAGGGCACACAAGAAGCCUGCAUGCAAAGCUCCUACAGAAUCUGCGUGCCCAUGGCCAUGCCCAUGGAAAUGCUACUAAGCACAUGCUAGUAAUAGACAGAGCACUGCCAGAGGUGAUGAAAGCCAUAGUUGAUGAAGCGACCAAGUUGGAGCAUCCAGCAUUUAGCAGUGAAAGUUUAGCUCGGGAUGAUGUCCCUUGGGUUGAAGCAGGAAAGGUGCUUGACAGUUUUAUAGGCCUCACUGUCCAGAUUUGCAAAGGCCUGGAUGCAAGUGAUUUUGUCAAAAUACUAGACGGCGUCAGUCUUACUCUGGACACAUUCGUCAUGAAGCUUAAGAAGAUACUAGAACUGUACAAGUAUCCAACUACAGAAUUUCCUAGCAUAAGGCGAUCUACACUUGAACUCAUGAACUGGAUGGUACGAAAGAACAGCAACUACAGAGAAAUAUUCCUGCAAUGUGGAGUGUAUAAGCAGCUGAAAGAAGUGGCAAAGACUGCUAGAAGACUUGAGAGAUUUGAGCUGUUCCACUGCGAUGUUGAGGUUGGUAAUGACGACAUAUCAUCCAUCCAUUGUCUUGUGAGUGACUUACAGAAACAGCUUGAGCUCUGCCCCCAUUUCGAACAAAGCUCACACUACUAUGGGGCACAUGCAGGUGCCAUAACUGUUUUGGUCGCCUAACUCAUAUCAUUUGGUUGCUUUUGGCAUGAAGCAUAUCGACUGUGUGUCUAUGGUUGUGCUUUUUAUUUCAAGCAAGAGUAUCUUAAUGUAUUUGUUUAUUAAACUUCUGCUCAUGUCUAAGUGUGGUUGUGGUUUUUGGUCGGUACAAUUCUAUUGGCAUGAACAAUUGGUGAGCAGUUUCUUUAUCUAUUUUUUCAAAAUUGUAAUUUUUAAUGAAUUCACUGUUUUGUUGAAGCCUUUCAAUAAAGGAAAAAACGGUUGUUUUUACCACUUCA